CCUUGAUGUAUGCUCCAAUGUUCCACAACAUUGUCUCAAAGUGCUCAGAUAAGUUAAAAUUUCAAGUUUAGAUAAUAAAUAAUUAUCUCAAACACCUGUUUGAAACGUUUAAUCCAAAUUUCCAGUCGUGACCAUGGAGCCCUUACUCAACUUUUGUUAUUACAUAACCCUUUUUUUAAUACCGAUCUCACUUUAUGUUCUUCUAUUUCAACAUCGAACAAAAAAUCGUUUCUACACAAAUCGAGAUUGGUUCUAUGUGAUUAAAUUUCUAAUCGCAAAACCGGCCGUCAAAAAACACCAAAAUAAAUCCAAACCAAAAUUAUACACUGAGUGUCCCAAAGAAAUUCGGAGCGAAAAUUUCUGUGAUUGUUAUUUUAUAUACGGGGCAGACCAAAAAGGAAAUAGUUUAUCGUUACGUUUCAUAAUCGAACCAGGUUUAGUAGGCGAGGUUUUUCUUUGUUUACGACUUGCAACAGGUGCCACCUAUACAUUCCCAGGUGAAAAAAAAACAAAAUUCUAUAGUCUAUCUGACUGGCAUUGGAAAACAAAAGACUUACAAUUGGAAAUUUUGGAACCAUUUAAACGUCACCGAGUGACAUUUAACGGUUUGUUGAGCAACGCCUCCCAUGACAUCGAACAUGUCAGAUUUAAUUUCACUUGGAUUGCAGCUAAUGCUCCCAGUUUCCAUCCCCAAAACGCCACCACUGACUUACUCACCGAUGCUUUGGCACGACACCCGUGGCGUGACGGUGAUUGGUUAUCUCUAUUAGGGGAUGAACACGGGUAUGAACAAUUCGGGGGUUUACAUGGAUUUGUCAGAGGCGACUCGUUCAAAAACGACUUUCUCGUAAAUCUACCAUCAUGUCGGUCCAGAUUUUGGGGCACAAUGGCCCUAACGAAAAGCCUUCAUUUGUUUAUAGCCGGUCAUGAUGGUACCUUGAUUAGUGUUUGGGUAAAAUCACUAAAGCAGGGUUGCCACGAGCUACAGUAUGGCAACGUCGCAUUGAAUAAUGGCACCAUUCAACCAAUCACAGCAAGCGAUAUUAAAUUUGAUUGUUUGGGGCAAAAUAGUGGACAUACUUUUCUUACACAUAUUUACACUUUGAAAAAAUGCUACAGAAUUGUCUUUCAUACUAACACGAUUAAGACAAUCAAAGAUGGCCAUGACCUGUCAAAUGUUCCCGCCGACUGUGAUUUAAAUACCCAACAAGGUAAAUCAUUGGUUGAAUUGUGGCAAGGCGGGAAAAACAUAACACGUGACCAACCACUGUUGCCACUUUUAAUCGAAAACAAAAGUAAAACGUUACCUGAUUAUUACGUAACGUCACUUGAUGACGAAAUAUCAAAAAUGGUAAAUUUGACAGGUGGUAAAGGUUGUUCAUUGGCGAUGCUCACAUGUUUGAAAUCAAAUGACUUUAUUGUUCCAAAUGGAUUUGUUAUAACAGUAAAUGCGUUCAAUAAACAAUUAGAAAUGAAUUUUAAUAUGAAAAAGGCGGUGUCUAUUCUUGAUGAUAUAUGUUGUGGGCGGAGCCUCGGCGAUUUUAAGCAUGCUUGUACCGAAACAGUUAAAACUUUCGAACGUGAAAAAAUAAUCCCCGAAGUUGCCUCGGCUAUUUUGGAGGCUAUCCACGCCCUCAAGACACGCCCCUCUGACUGUUUUGCUGUCCGUUCGUCGGCGAUUGGCGAAGAUUCCGAGGAUUUAUCGGCAGCAGGUCAAAACUCCACCUUUUUGGGAUGCUCCACCCCCAAGGAUAUCCUCCAAUCAGUCUCCGCCUGUUGGGCGUCACAAUACACCCAUCAAAGUGUGCGCUACCGUCACAAACAUGGCGUCCCCAUCCAAUCAAAAAUGGCCGUCGUUGUACAAAAAAUGGUACAGGCUGAUUGUGCCGGUGUGUUAUUCACGUGUCAUCCCUCGACUGGAAACCCCGCCCAUAUUGUAAUAACAGCCAAUCAUGGCUUAGGCGAAAGCGUGGUUUCAGGGCGGAGCGAACCUGAUACAAUUAUACUUGAACGCACCUUCGAUAAUGACGUCACUAUUAAAUCGAAAAGUUUAGGUUUGAAGAAGAAAAUUGUUAAGAUGGCGGAUGAUGGGAGCGUGGUUGAAUGUGACGGUUUGGAGGGUUUUAGCAUCACGGAUAAUCAAGCAUUGGUUUUGGGCCGAGUAGGCGUGGCAUUAGAAGAACAAAUGGGCGGGGCAAGAGACAUCGAGUGGGCGUUUUGUCAAGGGAGGUUGUACUUGCUUCAAGCUCGGCCAAUCACAACGCUGAAUUCGUGGACCGAUUAUGAUUUGUUACAUGAAUUCGACGUUGCAACAUUGAGCGAUGAUGUUGUUUACACUGUUGCCAAUACUGGUGAGAUUCUACCAGGGGCAAUUUCUACGUUAACUUUAUCAACAAUUGUCAAGACGAUUGAUAAGAGUAUUCAAAUAUCGGUUGAAGGUCACAGUAAUGAUUACGCUCUCAAAUGUUUAGGGACGUUUCAAGGCCAUCUUUUCGUUGAUGUUAUCACAGGAAUACAUCGACGUGUCAAAAAAGAAAUUGAUUUAUUGUUAAAAAUUGUCGAUUUGGCUAUUUUUGGACACCCAAUUAUCAACGAAAAAAUUCAUUAUUUAUCAUUGAAUCGCUUUGGGUCUAUUGGGACUUUAGACCAAUUCAAACAAUUGUUUACUAUGAUCAAGUUGGCUUGGUGUAAUGAAAAACACGCAAAAAUGAGCAAAACAAUUAAUGAAACGUAUCAAAUAGGCAUUGAUACGACACGUGACACUCUUAAUGACAUUUACGUCAAAAUUGACAAGUCAUUAGAUAAAAUGGCGGAAGUUUUGCUCCUCCAUUGUUACACAACACGAACAUCAGUCAGUUUUCAAAUAUUUGCAAUGACAGUUCUUGCAGAAAAUGCCCAAGAUUUCACCAUUGAUCAUUAUAACGAUAUUGCUAUGUUGUUGGCGUCAUGUGACGAAGUCAUUUCUGCGGAAAUCCCCAACAUGCUUGCCAAUAUAACUAAAAUUUUGAGUAAAAAUCACCAAAGUGCGAAAUUUGCUGAAAUUGAUCCAAAUUUAGGCCGAAAAUGGCUGAAAGACAAUUCCCCCGAGGCUAGUAAAAUUUUCGAACGGUUUUUAAACACCCAUGGACAUCGAGCAAUGCGAGAGUUUGACGUUUUUAAUGAUACUUGGGGUACGAAUCCAGUUCAAGUUAUCAAAAUAAUACAAACAAAUUGUCGAAGUAAAGGACCGAAACAGGAAAAGACGGUUAAACCGAUUGAUGACGUCAUUGGCGGUUUGGUUUCACCGACAAAAGCUUCAACUAGAAAAGUUCUAAAGUUUUUAAUGACGAAAAGUCGACGCGCUGUUGGACUUCGAGAACAAACAAAAUCAGAAAGUAUUAGAUUUGUGGAUAAACUACGACAGGGUUAUAGGGUUUUGGGGCAAAAAAUGGCCCUUCAAGGAUUAAUACCAGAGGCGGACUUGAUUUUCCAUUUGUCACACUACGAAAUUGGGCAAAUUAUUAAUAAUGACCAAAAUCCGGCCUUGAUAACCAAGGCACUCAGACGCCAGAAAUUGUACCCGAAAUGGGACCAAUUGAAAUUCCCUGAAAUUUCCUAUGGGAUUCCCGUUCCUGAAACUCAAGAUUUGAUUCCUCGAACCGGUUUGGGGUUUAAAUGUGAAGGAACUCCAGUUUGUUUCGGUGUUAUUCAAGCAAGGGCGUGUGUUAUAACCGAUUUGAGCGAAAUUGACCAAUUACAUGAAGGGGACGUUCUUAUUACGUAUUGUACGGAUAUUGGUUGGUCACCGUAUUUCCCCAUGUUGGGAGGAAUCGUCACCGAAUUAGGGGGUUUGGUUUCACAUGGAGCUGUUAUAGCACGAGAGUAUGGCCUACCCUGUAUCGUGGGGGCUAAAGGGGCAACUAAAAUGUUUAAAACGGGAGACUUGGUUGUGCUUUCGGGAGAAAAGGGAACAGUUGAAUUGUGUUGUAAAUAAAUACAGGAACCUGUAAUUAAACUCA
Molecule: messenger RNA, 3998 nt
Organism: Tribolium madens (black flour beetle)
Lineage: Eukaryota; Metazoa; Arthropoda; Insecta; Coleoptera; Tenebrionidae
Product: putative phosphoenolpyruvate synthase
Exons: 14
Coding region: 134-3973 (1279 amino acids)
Biological process (GO): phosphorylation
Molecular function (GO): ATP binding; kinase activity
Source: RefSeq, a predicted model, not a curated record